Messenger RNA from Clonostachys byssicola, 390 nucleotides. The record is from the annotation of a GenBank genome assembly. Lineage: Eukaryota; Fungi; Ascomycota; Sordariomycetes; Hypocreales; Bionectriaceae.
AUGGAGAAAGGAGGAGAAUUAAACAUUGCUUCCGAGCACUUGGAGUCUCAAGAUGAACAUUCAGAUACAUCGCGACAACCUGCCACCGCCACCGCCGUGGCUGCGCAGAUGACGGAGGAACACAAGAAUUAUAUUCUUAAACGCCAUAAAACCCUCGACCUAGAUCCAAUGCCUUCUGCCGACCCGAACGAACCGUAUAACUGGCCUCGAUGGAAGUCCCGCAUCAAUCUUUUUCUGAUUGCCUUCCAUGCCCUUAUGAUUGGAUUCGUGGCUGGCUCUCCUAUUCCCGCCUUUGAAGCAUUUUCCAAUGACUUUGAUGUAUCUAUCGAUGCUGCUGCCUAUAUUGUUUCCAUCCAGGCAAGACUAUCCACACCACUGCGCAAAAGAUAA